AUGGCUACUCAAUUUCUACUAAGUUUGAGCUUGAGGCUUGCAUGGUCAUAUGCCAAGACAAUUACAAACGCAGGUGAUGAUGAUGACGAAUUACUACCAGUCCCCGAUACUCCUGAAAUAAAUGAUCCAAUAUCUUCUGAACCAGCAGAUGAGGUAAGUCCAGUGGUGGAGGAAAUGUUUUCCUCAUGGGCCCUUUUUAUUAUGCUAUUUCUUCUUAUAUCCGCAUUAUGGUCCAGUUAUUACUUAACUCAAAGGAGAAUAAGGGCUGUUCAUGAAACCGUCUUAUCAAUCUUUUACGGUAUGGUAGUGGGUCUUAUAAUUAGAAUGACACCCGGUAAUUAUAUCCAAGACACAGUCACCUUUAAUUCGUCGUACUUCUUUAACGUCUUAUUACCCCCAAUUAUUUUAAAUUCUGGGUAUGAACUGAAUCAGGAGAAUUUUUUUAACAACAUGGUCUCCAUUCUCACAUUUGCCAUUCCGGGAACCUUCAUAUCCGCAUGUGUGUUAGGAAUCAUCCUGUAUAUUUGGACAGCUAUCGGUUUGGAAAGCGUUAACAUAUCUUUCGUGGAUGCACUUUCUGUGGGUGCUACAUUAUCUGCUACUGAUCCCGUUACAAUCUUAUCCAUAUUUAAUGCUUAUCAAGUCGACCCCAAGUUAUACACUAUUAUCUUUGGCGAAUCCCUUCUAAAUGAUGCUAUCUCUAUUGUUAUGUUUGAAACUUGUCAAAAAUUUCAUGGGAAACCAGCCAAAUUUUCCUCCUUAUUUGAAGGUAUUGGUCUUUUCUUAAUGACCUUCUCUGUUUCAUUGGUAAUUGGUGUCUUUAUUGGUAUACUCGUUGCCUUAUUACUGAAACAUACUCAUAUCAGAAGAUUCCCUCAAAUUGAAAGUUGUUUAAUUUUAUUGAUCGCUUAUGAAUCAUAUUUCUUCUCUAAUGGAUGUCACAUGUCAGGUAUUGUCUCCCUAUUAUUCUGUGGUAUUACAUUGAAACAUUAUGCUUACUACAACAUGUCAAGAAGAACACAAAUUACUAUCAAAUACAUCUUCCAAUUAUUAGCUAGAUUAUCGGAAAAUUUUAUAUUCAUUUACCUAGGAUUAGAAUUGUUCACUGAAGUGGAAUUGGUCUACAAGCCAAUGUUGAUCAUUGUUACUGCGAUAUCGAUUUGUGUGGCCCGUUGGUGUGCUGUCUUCCCCUUAUCUCGUUUCGUUAAUUGGAUGUACAGAAUGAAGACUAUAAGAUCCAUGAGUUCCACCGUAGGUGACAGAAUUGCCAUCCCAGAUGAAAUACCAUAUAAUUAUCAAAUGAUGACAUUUUGGGCAGGUCUACGUGGGGCAGUGGGUGUUGCCUUAGCAUUGGGUCUUCAAGGUGAAUACAAAUUCACAUUAUUAGCUACUGUUCUGGUGGUAGUGGUAUUGACCGUUAUUGUUUUUGGUGGUACUACGGCAAGCAUGUUAGAGGUGCUAAAGAUUAAGACCGGAUGUGUCAGUGAAAAUGAUAGUGAUGAUGAAUUUGAUAUUGAAGCACCAAUGCAAAUUACACUCCCUAUGGUACGUUCUCCUUUACCACAAGCAUAUUCUGAUAAUAAUUCACCGGCCACCUCGGUAGAAAAUGUUAGAUUAGGAAGCCCUAGUAAUGGGAAGCCUACCACCUUAAAUGCUCCAUUUGAUUCACAGACAGACUCUGUCAUUGAUAAUGGUAAUCUUAACUUUUAUCAGACAAAUGAUGAGAAUGUAAGAGCACCAACACCAACACCAACACCAGCACCAGCACCAGAUGGGAAACAACAACCAUUGAAGGAUAAAUUAGGAAGAUUAUUUAAUUCAGAUUCGCAAUGGUUCCAAGAAUUCGAUGAACAAGUGCUGAAACCGGUCUUUUUGGACAGUAGUAAUGCAGAUAGCCCAAAUAGACCUGCCACACCUAAUAAGAAUGUUCCUUCAGAAUUGGGAAAUAGAAGGCAGUUCUAA
Molecule: messenger RNA, 1962 nt
Organism: Naumovozyma castellii
Lineage: Eukaryota; Fungi; Ascomycota; Saccharomycetes; Saccharomycetales; Saccharomycetaceae
Gene: NHX1
Product: bifunctional K:H/Na:H antiporter NHX1
Exons: 1
Coding region: 1-1962 (653 amino acids)
Source: RefSeq, a predicted model, not a curated record